Messenger RNA from Myotis lucifugus (little brown bat), 9440 nucleotides. It is a transcript of the gene NAV3, whose product is annotated as neuron navigator 3. The transcript has 39 exons. NCBI's taxonomy places the organism in Eukaryota, Metazoa, Chordata, Mammalia, Chiroptera, Vespertilionidae. The record is from RefSeq and is a predicted model, not a curated record. The coding region runs from base 70 to 6987 and encodes 2305 amino acids. Gene Ontology annotation, molecular function: protein binding; ATP hydrolysis activity; ATP binding. Gene Ontology annotation, biological process: neurogenesis; nervous system development.
GAUUGCAUCUUGGAUUAGUUUGCUGCUGUUUUGAAGAGAUUCCAUUUUGAAGGGCGGAAACCUAAUGUGAUGGAUUUAUCUUCAGAGAUGAACAGACAUGGGAAGAAUCCAGUGAGCCACAAGCUAGAAGAUCAGAAGAAGAUUUACACGGACUGGGCCAACCACUACCUGGCAAAAUCGGGCCACAAGCGGCUGAUCAAGGAUUUGCAACAAGACAUUGCAGAUGGAGUGCUGCUAGCCGAGAUCAUCCAGAUCAUAGCAAAUGAAAAAGUUGAAGAUAUCAAUGGAUGUCCUAGGAGUCAAUCUCAGAUGAUUGAAAAUGUUGACGUCUGCCUUAGUUUUCUGGCAGCCAGAGGAGUAAAUGUCCAAGGUCUAUCUGCUGAAGAAAUAAGAAAUGGAAACCUAAAAGCCAUUCUAGGGCUGUUUUUCAGUUUGUCUCGCUAUAAGCAGCAGCAGCACCAUCAACAGCAGUAUUACCAGUCCUUGGUGGAGCUUCAGCAGCGGGUCCCUCAGGCCUCUCCUCAGGCAGAAGCCAGCCAGGCCAAAACCCAGCAAGAUAUGCAGUCCAGUCUGGCAGCCAGAUAUGCAGCUCAGUCUAAUCACAGUGGAAUUGCAACCAGUCAAAAAAAGCCCACUAGGCUUCCAGGACCUUCUAGGGUGCCCGCUGCGGGCAGCAGCAGCAAGGCCCAGGGAGCCUCUAACUUAAAUAGGAGAAGUCAGAGCUUUAACAGCAUUGACAAAAACAAGCCUCCAACGUAUGCAAAUGGCAAUGAAAAAGAUUCCUCCAAAGGACCUCAACCAUCUUCAGGUAUAAAUGGGAACAUGCAGCCCCCCACCACUGCUGGGCAGCCCCCUGCCUCCGCCAUCCCUUCUCCGAGUGCCAAGCCCUGGCGCAGCAAGUCCAUGAAUGUCAAGCACAGCGCCACCUCCACCAUGCUGACGGUAAAGCAGUCGAGCCCAGCCACCUCUCCCACACCACCUACAGACAGACUGAAGCCCCCUGGCUCUGAAGGGGUCAAAACAGCUCCCUCGGGACAGAAAUCCAUGCUUGAAAAAUUCAAGCUGGUCAAUGCCAGGACUGCUUUACGUCCCCCGCAGCCUCCCAGCUCAGGACCCAGUGAUGGUGGGAAGGAUGACGAUGUCUUUUCUGAAUCUGGUGACAUGGAAGGUUUCAGCUGUGGUCUGAAUAGCGGUGGCUCAACCAACAGCAGCCCCAAAGCGUCCCCUAAAUUAGCCCCUCCAAAAGCUGGCAGCAAAAAUCUCAGCAAUAAAAAGUCUUUGCUCCAGCCAAAGGAAAAGGAGGACAAGAACAGGGACAAAAAUAAAGUUUGCGCUGAAAAAGCAGUCAAGGAUGAGAAGGACCAGGUGACGGAGACGGCUCCGAAAAAGACUUCUAAAAUCGCAAGUUUGAUCCCAAAGGGCAGCAAGACGACAGCCACCAAGAAGGAAAGCUUAAUCCCGUCCUCCAGUGGGAUUCCAAAACCGGGCUCCAAGGUGCCAACAGCAAAACAGACCAUUUCACCGGGCAGCACAGCCAACAAGGAGUCUGAAAAAUUCAGGACUACCAAGGGAAGCCCUUCCCAGUCCUUACCUAAGCCCGUAAUCACCGAGAAAGCAAGCACAUCCAAUUGCCCUGCUCCUCUGGAAGGAAGGGAGGCCGGCCAAGCCUCUCCCUCUGGUUCCUGUGUUGGGUCAGUGGCACAGGGCAGUGGGCAGACCACGGGAAAUGGUGCUGUCCAGCUCCCUCAACAGCAGCAGCACAGCCACCCGAACACCGCCACGGUGGCUCCGUUCAUUUACAGAGCACAUUCAGAAAAUGAAGGUACUUCUUUAUCAUCUGCUGACUCCUGUACCAGUCCUACUAAGAUGGAUUUAUCAUACAGCAAGACGGCUAAGCAGUGCCUUGAGGAGAUAUCUGGUGAAGACCCUGAAACAAGAAGAAUGAGAACAGUGAAAAACAUAGCAGACUUGAGGCAGAAUUUAGAAGAGACUAUGUCCAGUCUCCGUGGGACCCAGAUAAGCCACAGCACCCUGGAGACAACAUUUGACAGCACUGUGACAACGGAAGUGAAUGGAAGGACCAUACCCAACUUGACAAGCCGUCCCACCCCCAUGACCUGGAGGCUGGGCCAGGCGUGUCCCCGACUUCAAGCGGGGGAUGCUCCCUCCCUGGGCGCUGGCUAUCCUCGCAGCGGUACCAGUCGGUUCAUCCACACGGACCCCUCCAGGUUCAUGUACACAACGCCUCUGCGUCGAGCUGCUGUCUCUCGGCUGGGAAACAUGUCACAAAUUGACAUGAGUGAGAAAGCAAGCAGUGACCUGGACAUGUCCUCUGAAGUCGAUGUGGGUGGAUAUAUGAGUGAUGGGGAUAUCCUGGGGAAAAGUCUCAGGACGGAUGACAUCAACAGCGGGUACAUGACAGAUGGAGGACUCAACCUGUACACUAGAAGUCUGAACCGAAUUCCAGACCCAGUGACUUCCAGGGAUGCCAUUCAGAGAGGUGUUCACGAUGUGACUGUCGAUGCAGACAGCUGGGAUGACAGCAGUUCGGUGAGCAGUGGCCUCAGCGACACCCUCGAUAACAUCAGCACCGAUGACUUGAACACAGCGUCCUCCGUCAGCUCUUAUUCCAACAUCACUCUCCCUUCCAGGAAGAACACACAGCUGAAGACAGAUUCGGAGAAACGUCCCACCACGGAUGAGACGUGGGAUGGCACUGAGGAGCUGAAAAAAGCAGAAGAAGACUUCGACAGCCACGGGGAUGGUGGCGGCAAGUGGAAGGGCGCUUCCUCAGGACUUCCUGAAGACCCUGAGAAGGCAGGGCAGAAAGCCUCCCUGGCUGUUUCCCAGACAGGUUCCUGGAGAAGGGGCAUGUCUGCCCAGGGAGGGACAUCGUCUAGGCAGAAAGCUGGAACAAGUGCUCUCAAGACCCCUGGGAAAACCGAUGAUACCAAAGCUUCUGAGAAAGGGAAGGCUCCCCUGAAAGGAUCCUCGCUGCAGAGGUCUCCUUCAGAUGCAGGGAAGAGCAGCGGGGAUGAGGGGAAAAAGCCCCCCUCGGGCAUUGCCAGGUCCACUGCCACGGGAUCUUUCGGGUUUAAGAAGCCAAGCGGAGUAGGGUCAUCCCCCGUGAUCACGAGCAGCGGAGCCACCAUCACCGGUGGAUCGGCCACGCUGGGUAAAAUCCCCAAAUCCGCUGCCAUUGGUGGGAAGUCAAAUGCCGGGAGGAAAACCAGUUUGGACGGCUCCCAGAACCAGGAUGACGUGGUGUUGCAUGCUAGUUCCAAGGCCUCGCUCCAGUACCGCAGCCUGCCCCGCCCCUCCAAGUCCAGCGCCAGCGGCAUCCCCGGCCGGGGCGGCCACCGGUCCAGCACCAGCAGCAUCGACUCCAACGUCAGCAGCAAGUCAGCGGGUGCCACCACCUCCAAGCUGAGAGAGCCCACUAAGAUUGGGUCAGGGCGCUCCAGCCCAGUCACUGUCAACCAGACAGACAAGGAAAAGGAGAAAGUGGCCGUCUCCGAUUCAGAGAGUGUUUCUUUGUCAGGUUCCCCCAAAUCCAGCCCCACCUCUGCCAGUGCCUGUGGGACACAAGGGCUCAGGCAGCCAGGAUCCAAGUAUCCUGACAUUGCCUCACCUACAUUCCGAAGGUUGUUUGGUGCCAAGGCAGGUGGCAAAUCUGCCUCUGCACCUAAUACUGAGGGUGUGAAAUCCUCCUCAGUAAUGCCCAGUCCUAGUACCACAUUAGCGCGCCAAGGCAGUCUGGAAUCACCGUCGUCCGGUACGGGCAGCAUGGGCAGUGCUGGUGGGCUAAGUGGCAGCAGCAGCCCUCUCUUCAAUAAACCCUCAGACUUAACCACAGAUGUUAUAAGCUUAAGUCACUCGUUGGCGUCCAGCCCAGCAUCGGUUCACUCUUUCACGUCAGGUGGUCUCGUGUGGGCUGCCAAUCUGAGCAGUUCCUCUGCAGGCAGCAAGGACACUCCGAGUUACCAGUCCAUGACUAGCCUCCAUACGAGCUCUGAGUCCAUUGACCUCCCCCUCAGCCAUCAUGGCUCCCUGUCUGGACUGACCACAGGCACUCACGAGGUUCAGAGCCUGCUCAUGAGAACGGGUAGUGUGAGAUCUACUCUCUCAGAAAGCAUACAACUUGACAGAAAUACACUACCCAAAAAGGGACUAAGAUACACCCCAUCAUCUCGGCAGGCCAACCAAGAAGAGGGCAAAGAGUGGCUGCGCUCCCAUUCCACCGGAGGGCUGCAGGACACCGGCAGCCAGUCGCCUCUGGUCUCCCCUUCUGCCAUGUCAGCGUCAGCAACAGGAAAAUACCACUUCUCAAACUUGGUGAGUCCAACAAAUCUGUCUCAAUUUAACCUUCCCGGGCCCAGCAUGAUGCGCUCAAAUAGCAUCCCAGCUCAAGACUCUUCCUUCGACCUCUACGAUGACUCCCAGCUCUGUGGGAGUGCCACGUCUCUGGAGGAAAGGCCCCGUGCCAUCAGUCAUUCAGGCUCCUUUCGUGACAGCAUGGAAGAAGUUCAUGGCUCUUCGUUAUCACUGGUGUCCAGCACUUCUUCUCUUUACUCUACAGCUGAAGAAAAGGCUCAUUCAGAGCAAAUUCAUAAACUGCGGCGAGAGCUGGUUGCAUCUCAAGAAAAAGUGGCUACCCUCACAUCUCAGCUUUCAGCAAAUGCUCACCUUGUGGCAGCUUUUGAAAAGAGUUUAGGGAAUAUGACUGGCCGACUGCAAAGUCUUACCAUGACAGCGGAACAAAAGGAGUCUGAACUCAUAGAACUAAGAGAAACCAUUGAAAUGCUGAAGGCCCAGAAUUCUGCUGCCCAGGCUGCCAUCCAGGGAGCCCUAAAUGGUCCAGAUCACCCUCCUAAAGAUCUCCGCAUCAGAAGGCAGCACUCCUCUGAAAGCGUUUCUAGUAUCAACAGUGCCACCAGCCAUUCCAGCAUUGGCAGUGGUAAUGAUGCUGACUCCAAGAAAAAGAAAAAGAAAAACUGGGUGAACUCUAGAGGAAGUGAGCUGAGAAGCUCAUUCAAACAAGCCUUUGGGAAGAAAAAGUCCACCAAGCCUCCUUCCUCACAUUCGGACAUUGAAGAGCUCACAGACUCAUCUCUUCCAGCAUCCCCCAAGUUGCCCCACAACACUGGUGACGGUGGGUCGGCAUCCAUGAAGCCCUCGCAGUCAGCCUCAGCCAUCUGUGAAUGCACUGAGGCUGAGGCAGAGAUCAUUCUGCAGCUGAAGAGUGAGCUCAGAGAAAAGGAAUUAAAAUUAACAGACAUUCGGCUGGAGGCCCUCAGCUCGGCUCAUCACCUCGAUCAGAUCCGGGAGGCCAUGAACCGGAUGCAGAAUGAAAUUGAAAUACUGAAGGCUGAAAAUGAUCGGCUGAAGGCAGAAACUGGUAACACAGCUAAGCCUGCUCGGCCAUCCUCAGAAUCCUCAAGUAGCACAUCCUCCUCGUCCUCACGGCAGUCGCUGGGACUUUCUCUAAACAAUCUGAACAUCACAGAGUCUGUUACCUCAGAUAUUUUGCUAGAUGAUGCUGGUGAUGCAAGCGGACAUAAAGAUGGACGCAGUGUGAAAAUUAUAGUCUCCAUAAGCAAGGGCUACGGUCAUGCAAAGGACCAGAAGUCUCAGGCAUAUUUGAUAGGAUCCAUUGGUGUUAGUGGAAAAACCAAGUGGGAUGUCUUAGAUGGUGUAAUCAGACGUCUCUUUAAGGAAUAUGUGUUUCGAAUUGAUACAUCUGCUAGCCUUGGUCUGAGCUCUGACUGCAUUGCUAGCUACUGCAUAGGGGAUUUAAUUAGAUCCCAUAGCCUAGAAGUGCCUGAGUUGCUGCCUUGUGGAUACCUUGUUGGAGAUAACAACAUCAUCACUGUGAACCUGAAAGGGGUAGAAGAAAACAGUUUGGACAGUUUUGUUUUUGAUACACUCAUUCCUAAACCAAUUACCCAAAGGUACUUUAACUUGUUGAUGGAGCAUCACAGAAUUAUACUCUCAGGACCUAGUGGUACUGGAAAGACCUAUUUAGCAAACAAACUUGCUGAAUAUGUAAUAACCAAAUCUGGGAGGAAAAAGACAGAGGAUGCAAUUGCCACUUUUAAUGUGGACCACAAGUCAAGUAAGGAAUUACAACAGUAUCUAGCUAGCCUGGCUGAACAGUGCAGUGCUGACAAUAAUGGUGUAGAGCUCCCAGUUGUAAUAAUUCUUGAUAAUCUCCAUCAUGUGGGCUCUUUGAGUGAUAUCUUCAACGGUUUCCUCAACUGCAAAUACAACAAAUGUCCAUAUAUUAUUGGAACAAUGAAUCAGGGAGUUUCUUCAUCACCAAAUCUAGAGCUGCAUCACAAUUUCAGGUGGGUACUAUGUGCAAACCACACUGAACCAGUGAAAGGCUUCUUAGGCAGAUAUCUUCGAAGGAAACUAAUAGAGAUAGAAAUUGAAAGGAACAUCCGCAAUAAUGACCUAGUCAAAAUUAUAGAUUGGAUUCCUAAGACAUGGCAUCAUCUCAACAGUUUUUUGGAAACACAUAGUUCUUCUGAUGUUACCAUUGGUCCCCGACUUUUCCUUUCUUGCCCCAUGGAUGUAGAAGGCUCUAGAGUGUGGUUCAUGGAUCUCUGGAACUAUUCUUUGGUACCUUAUAUUCUGGAGGCAGUAAGAGAAGGUCUUCAGAUGUAUGGGAAACGGGCACCUUGGGAAGAUCCCUCAAAGUGGGUGCUUGAUACCUACCCAUGGAGCUCAGCAUCUCUGCCUCAGGAGGGCCCAGCAUUACUUCAGUUGCGACCAGAAGAUGUUGGGUAUGAGGGUUGCAUCUCCACUAAGGAAGCCACAACCUCAAAGCACAUUCCACAGACUGACACAGAGGGGGAUCCCCUGAUGAAUAUGCUAAUGAAACUCCAAGAAGCAGCCAAUUACUCCGGUACACAAAGCUUCGACAGCGAUAGCACCAGCCACCAUGAAGACAAUUUGGAUUCGGCUCUUGAAUCUACCCUCUGAAAAAAGUUGCGGGGAAAGACUAUGCUUUUUAAACAUGUUUAAAAAGUAAGGUAUUUUCACUAAAACCACUGCCAGUAUGAAAGCACCUACCAAGGGUCCUGCCCCAGAGUCAUGGUCUCCAAGGAGGCAGCAGAACUAAGUCUGAACCGCCAAGAUGCUAAAUUGAAAUGGAAGCUUCACCUUCUUUUAUUUCUAGGCCUUUUUAUAUCUGUGGAGUGAUGUAAGACUCCCUUACUCAACUGGAAGGGACCCUAACGAUAGGGCAACUGAAUAGAUUGCACAUGGGAUAGCCAAACUGGACUUAGUGUUUUUCCUCUUUAAACGUUUACAAUACAGACCUUUUUUUGUCCCUUCAUUUCGUUUCCUCUGGCAAACGGUCCUCCCCAAGCAGGGUUCGUUCUUCUGACCCAUCCAGCCUCCUUCAUGCCACAUGGUGCUGGUCACAGGGCUCCAGUAGUGUGUGUGUGUUGUGCGCUCACCCCAUUCCAAAACCAGGCCGAGAGGCCAGUCCCCCGUAAGCACAAACGGAAUUGUGCAACCACCAGAAAAGCACUACCGUGGCCCAGCUGGAGAGGUGCCAACUAAUUCCUGAGCUCAUGUCCUCGUGACGUGCUCCACCAACUGUCAGUAUCUGAGUCACCGGUUUUAUAAGGUUGUUUUUACCACUGGGGUCUUUUUAAGCCACCUGCCCACCCCCUUAACAAGAGUUUUAUACCAGUUAUUCGUCAACACUGACAAAAGGCUUGCUUAGGGCUUUAUUUGUUUGAGCCUUUUCAGUGAAAGAAGGAACAUUUCCUAUGGUGCUGUCUCGCUGCCUUAAAACAGAUUUCUACAACAGUUUAAGUCCUAAACCAUUGGUAAUUCCCACUGUCUUUCAUUUGCAACCAAGCAACAGCGGUUAACACAGUAGCCUCAUCUCUAGAGCUCUUUGUUUUUCUAAGAAAUGGAUAGGAGAAAGAUCAGUAUUUUUUCCUUGUGACUAGAUUGCUUUGCCUAUCCUCAAGUAUCAUGUAACCCAGAGACCCUCUCCAACCAUCACUUAAAAGCUAAGACAUGUGGCUAAAUUCCAUCCGGUUCCAGGUGAGAGAGUUUCCGGAGGCGGGAGAUUUUGAAUUCCUUCCCAGCAGAGCUGGAAGCACUAGACACAGCAUGAGCACAACUAUUUGGCUUCCCCCCCUGUUCUUUAUUAUUAUUAUUAUUAUUAGUUUUUUCAGCAUGUUGUUUCGAUUGCUAUUGGUGUACAUGAGAAAGUCGGCAUUCUAGAACACUGAGCAGUGACAUCACUGUGGCAGAGGAGGCGUGGAUACUGUAAAAGGUUAGAUUUGCACAGUCUACUGGGUAGGUAUUGUAAAUAAUAAUUUUUAAAACUUGCACAAAUCAAAGCGAACACACACAAAAAAUUGUAUUUUAUCCUGUUGGUGUUAAGAGGUGUUUCACUUACUGAGAAUUCCUGUACGUUGCAAACAAAUAACAGAAUGCAAACCCUCAAAGCUGUUAUUACCUGGUGUGUUUGUCCUGUAUUUACAGUUGUUAUGACUAUGCAGGAGCUGUCAGUGCUAGAGUGAGCAUGCUUCGAAACUGUACAUGAAGCCAGUGCAUUUUUGGAAAAGUGAAAAUGCCCCACAGUGCAUCUGUCAUGGCAGGCUUUACAGAGAGUGCGUGAAAGCGGACUGGAGUCACCGCAGAAGUUACCACUGCGCACAGGUGUUAAGUCUAUCAGGCCCGAGGGCUCGGCCAUGGCGUAGUCUUGUUCUGUGCGUGUGAAACUGUGUUUCUUUCAGGACGUGUAAUUGGUGCUACUCUCUGCGACCACCGUGGGUCAGUUGCUCUAGAACAAUAACAACAGUAGCCGUCUGUGCAAUUUUCAGAGUGUCACCGAAUCUGUAGGUUCCACACGGUGCUAUUGCCCUAAGGGAAAUCGGAGCUGCAUUUGUGCACAGAGAGUUGUCACCCUGACGUUGAAACCCCAAACGUGGAUCAAAUCCGUUGUGAAACAUCGAUAUAUGUAGCUGGAUGAGUGACUAGUUACCCUCGUAUCAUACGUGACCUAAGGAAAUUGCUAAUCUUUCCCUGCCAUUUUGAGAAACACAGUCCAAACAUGAUCAUAAACAAAUUCCUGCAAUACAUCCCAGUAGGUCCACCUAGUUUACAACUUAAACUAGUUUGUGAAGCAUUUGUCUGUAUACAUUUUAUAUUUUGUACAUUUUUGAUGUAACAUAUCAUGUAAAUAGGCAGAAACAGUGAAAUAAAUCAUCUGAAAAGUUUUGUAGUCUUUGUAAAGCCCCAACAAUAAGUACUUAGUGUCAAUGGACUUAACUGGAUGAUGUAUUUUCUAUUGGUUUAUUGUUCCUUUAGCUUGUAAACCAGCUUGCAUAUAUUUUUUUGCAAAUGUGCACCCUGUAUCUGUCUAAAUUAUUACUUUACCAUUAAAGUGGAAUUAUUUAUUGACAACA